AUGAUUAUAAGAAAGAUGGAUCCAAUCAAGAGUGCUCAUUUACGAUUAUGUUCUGCUGGUGAGCUUCUCGCUUCUGUUAAGUUCAAUAAAAAGAAUUCUAUUUAUUGGGCUAGAUUUGUUGAAGUCUGUUUGAGAGGCAAAGGCCUAAAUGAUCACCUAGUAUCAGAAAAGCCUAGAAAAUUUGAUUCAUCUAGACUUGGGGAGUAUGAGAUAGAUGCGCCAAAACCUGCGAAGAAAGCCAGCCUUACUCAACAAGCAUCUUUCUUAGGUUGGGUGCUUGUUUUUGACUCACUGAAGAUUCUAUCAUUUAAUCAUGUUGAAGUAUAA
This is a messenger RNA of Ilex paraguariensis (yerba mate), 327 nucleotides long. The record is from the annotation of a GenBank genome assembly. NCBI's taxonomy places the organism in Eukaryota, Viridiplantae, Streptophyta, Magnoliopsida, Aquifoliales, Aquifoliaceae.